This is a messenger RNA of Mercenaria mercenaria, 858 nucleotides long. Its product is annotated as lipase ZK262.3-like. NCBI's taxonomy places the organism in Eukaryota, Metazoa, Mollusca, Bivalvia, Venerida, Veneridae. Gene Ontology annotation, biological process: lipid metabolic process. The coding region runs from base 1 to 858 and encodes 285 amino acids. The record is from RefSeq and is a predicted model, not a curated record. The transcript has a single exon.
AUGAUAAUACUGGCGUACCGUGGGACUGCUACUACUUACGGAAAGCAACAGCUCUAUGAUGAAAUUGUUUCAGUUUUGACAAAACCAAAAACAUCCUUUAUAAUCGGAGGGGAAGUCCAGCAUUAUUUUAAACAGGCAUAUGACAAACUGUUCCCAUGUGUUCGCAGUAGUGUAGAAGAAUUGAUCAGGAAAUAUCCGGAUUACGAUGUUUUAAUAAUUGGCCAUUCACUUGGAGGGGCGAUAGCUUCACUUACCGCCGCGUCACUUAUAUAUACAGGCGUUGUACGUGAAAAUAAAUUGCCUUUAUACACUUUUGGAAUGCCAAGAGUUGGAGACAAGGACUAUGCCCUUAGUCAUGACAGAAUUGUAAACAAUAGUUGGCGUGUCGUUCACGGUAGAGAUAUAGUCGCACAUCUUCCAACUUGCAACUUAUUGUUUGGAUGUAGAGUAACAGCAAGUGGUCCAUACCAACAUCGCACAGAAAUUUUCUACAAAGCAGAUCCUAUGACCAUAAGUUCCACCUAUAAACAGUGUGAAGGGAAUGAAGAUGACCGAUGUAGUAACGGUCUUAUAACUAAGAACUGGUGUGUACCGGGUGUAGAUUUAGAUGAGUGCAUUGACUAUCAUAAAGUUUACUUUGGAAUUCCAGUCGGUACUUACUGUAAUGAAAAAGGCUCUCGAAGAAAACGCAGCGCAACUGAGCGCUCGCGGAUGUGGGAUAAAUUCUCAAGUGAUGAAUGCAGGCGAAUAAAUAUACCGAAAGGUUCUACAGUCAACGCCGCAAUUGAAGCGUGCAAAAUGCGAGAAAGCAUCUUAAUUUUCAUAACAUUAUUGAUUUUUGAAAAUGCUUGGAUCUAA